Heterobasidion irregulare TC 32-1 is the source of this 1206-nucleotide messenger RNA. RefSeq lists its product as uncharacterized. NCBI's taxonomy places the organism in Eukaryota, Fungi, Basidiomycota, Agaricomycetes, Russulales, Bondarzewiaceae. The coding region runs from base 1 to 1206 and encodes 401 amino acids. Gene Ontology annotation, molecular function: zinc ion binding; glutamate-tRNA ligase activity; ATP binding. The record is from RefSeq and is a predicted model, not a curated record. The transcript is spliced from 9 exons. Gene Ontology annotation, biological process: glutamyl-tRNA aminoacylation.
AUGCAGCCCGUCCUCCUGCGCUUCGCGCCCUCCCCCACGGGCGCACUCCACCUCGGCGGCCUCCGCACCGCCCUCUUCAACCACGUCUUCGCGCGGAAGCACGGCGGGCGCUGGAUCCUCCGCAUCGAGGACACCGACGCGACCCGCGCGGUGCCCGGCGCUGUGGAGGGCAUACGCGAGAUGUUGGGCUGGGCGGGGCUGGAGUACGACUUUGGGCCUGGCAAGCAUGGCCCGCACGGCCCCUACUUCCAGUCCGAGCGGCUCGACCUCUACCACUUCUACGCCAAGAAGCUCCUCGACUCAGGACACGCGUACCGCUGCUUCUGCUCGCCCGACCACCUGGCGGCGACGCGCGAGCGCCUCGCGCGCGCCGGCAUGAACACGACGUACGACAAGGCGUGCUUGAACCUGACUGAAGAGGAGGUCGCGCGGCGCGUGCGCGCGGGCGAGAAGUCCAUCGUUCGCCUCAACGUACGUCCCGACUCGAACCUCCCCCGCCGCACGACGCCGCCCGAUCUUAUCUUCGGGCACCUCCGCGACGCGCACGCGUCCCUCCCCACCGACCCUGUCCUCCUCAAGUCCGACCUCUUCCCGACGUACCACCUCGCGUCCGUCGUGGAUGACUUCGAGAUGGGCAUCACGCACGUCCUGCGCGGCGAGGAAUGGCUCCCGUCGCUCCCCCUCCACCUCGACCUGUACGCCUCCCUCGCGCUCGACCCGCCCAAGUUCGCGCACCUCCCGCUGCUCCUCAACGCAGACGGCACGAAGAUGUCGAAGCGCAAGGGCGACGUCCAAGUCGAAGACUACAUGCGACGCGGGUGGGAGCCGGGCGCGAUCCUAAACUGGCUCGCGCUCGCCGGCUGGGGCGUCCACUCGCACGCGCAGCCAGCGCCGGCACCUGAUUCCGAAACGCCCCCUCCUACCUCCACUCCGCCUCCACCUCCGCCGCCUCCACCUUCUCCUUCCGCGUCUUCUUCGUCCCCGCGCACUGCAGCCCCGGAUAGCACCACCAUUCUAUCCCUCCCCGAAAUAAUCGCCCAGUUCGACCUCGCCGCGCUAACCCACCGCCGCACCGUCCUCGAUCCGGCCAAAUUAGAGUACAUCAACAAACACCACCUCAUGCGCGCGUGGGCCACGGACGCCGGCCUGCAGAGCCUCGCCGAGCGCGCGCGCCCCCUCGUCGUGAGCGCGUUCCCGCAAAGGUGA